AUGGCGGAAGAGCUGAAGCACAACAUCGAGAUUUCGGACCGAGACCCAGCGGAAACCAAGGAGACCGCUACCGACUCGCAAGACGCGACGGACUCAAGCGAUACACCGAAGGGUCAAAACGAAGACUAUGGAUCGGGCGACGAUCAUGUAUUUUCCGACCCGGCGGUGGCUGAAUACUGGCGUUUAAAGUACGAGAAGGCGCGAUAUGAGAACCGACAUCGCUUCGACCCGGAGUACCGGUGGACGGCGGAAGAGGAACGACGAUUGGUACGGAAGAUCGAUAUGCGGAUUAUGGUCUGGGCUUGGCUUAUGUUUUGCGCGUUGGAUAUGCAUAGGAGGAAUAUAAAUAGGGCUAUUUCGGAUAAUAUGUUGCCGGAAAUUGGCAUGAACACGAACGACUUUAAUUACGGGCAGACGAUAUUCCUAGCUUGCUUCCUCGCCGCGGAAUUACCUAGUGGACUAAUAAGUAAGAAGCUUGGAGCCGAUGUGUGGAUUCCUACAAUUAUGGUGUGCUGGUCGGUCGUGGCAUUAUCGCAGGCUUUCCUCAAGAGUCGUGCUGGCUUCUACGCCAUUAAAGCGCUGCUUGGCCUCCUUAUGGGAGGGUUCAUCCCCGAUAUCGUGCUUUGGCUUACCUACUUUUACAAGAGUAGAGAACUUCCCCUUCGCUUAGCAUGGUUCUGGACGGCUCUUAGUGCGGUGAACAUCAUCGGAUCACUGCUCGCCGCAGGUAUUCUCCAGAUGCGUGGUAUUAACGGGUGGAGCGGUUGGCGGUGGUUGUUCCUGAUCGAAGGCCUAAUAACGUUGAUUAUCGGUAUAUUCUCAUGGGGUCUGAUGCCGCCAGGUCCUACGCAGACUCGACAUUGGUUUCGGGGUAAGAACGGCUGGUUCACCGAUCACGAGGAAUUGAUACUCGUCAACCGACUCCUCCGCGAUGACCCGAGCAAGGGCGAUAUGAAUAAUCGGCAAGCUGUCGGACCCACGCUGCUCUUUAGAGCCGUCAAAGACUGGGAGAUGUGGCCGCUCUACAUCAUCGGUUUAACGACAUACAUUCCACCAGGAGCACCUACCAACUACCUGUCGUAUAUCCUGCGGCAAAUCGGAUUCUCGGUGUUCGACGCCAACCUCCUCGCUAUUCCUUCACAAUUCCUUUUUGCCGUUAACUUGCUCAUCAUAACAUGGGUAUCGCGCCGCUUUAACGAGCGCUCGAUCAUAUCCUCAAGCUCCAACAUAUGGAUAUUCCCGUGGGUAUUAGCGCUUGUCCUACUCCCCGACAAUGCAUCUCCCUGGGUGCGCUACGCGAUGUUAACGGGUCUCCUUUCGUACCCGUACUGCCAUGCGAUCCUCGUCGGCUGGAAUGCAAAGAAUAGCAACGCGGUGCGCACACGCGCGGUAUCUGCGGCGUUGUAUAAUAUGUUUGUGCAGAGCGGUAAUAUUAUCUCGAGUAAUAUCUACCGCGACGAUGACCAACCGCUCUACCGCCGCGGAAAUAAGAUCUUGCUAGGUAUUACGGUGUUUAACAUUGUGCUGUUUUAUUUUGUGAAGGGGUUUUAUAUCUGGCGGAAUAAGUUGAGAGAUAGGAAGUGGAAUGCGAUGACAUCCGAGGAGCAGGAAAACUAUGUGCUGGCUACCAAGGAUGAGGGUAUGCAGAGACUAGACUUCAGGUUUGCUCAUUAG
Messenger RNA from Hypoxylon trugodes, 1674 nucleotides. Its product is annotated as MFS general substrate transporter. Gene Ontology annotation, molecular function: transmembrane transporter activity. The transcript has 2 exons. The record is from RefSeq and is a predicted model, not a curated record. Gene Ontology annotation, biological process: transmembrane transport. Lineage: Eukaryota; Fungi; Ascomycota; Sordariomycetes; Xylariales; Hypoxylaceae. Bases 1 to 1674 code for a protein of 557 amino acids. Gene Ontology annotation, cellular component: membrane.